AUGAGCGUUUCAUUUUCAUACACAGCACGAUUCUUUUCUAGACAACGAGAAUUAGUUAUCUCUAAACCAAAUGCAUUGUUUGUUGAUGCAAAACAAAAAAUUAUUGAAGACAUGAAGAAUUGUAAUAUUUCUAUUGAACCAUCACAACUAGUGUUGACAGUAGGAAAUAGAGAAGUCAAUGAACUAGACCAAAUAAUACCAAACACAGUCAUUCGAGUUAGUGUUAAAGAAAUUGAAGAAAAGAAAGAAGUUCACAAAGAAAUUGCAACAACUAAAGGAGUAUAUAUUGAUAAUGUAGAACGACCAACAACACAAUUGAUAAAUACCAGACCAAAGAAACAACAACGACAAUUACCACCAGGAUAUAUUUGUAAUAGAUGUCAUAAACCAGGUCAUUAUAUUAAAGAUUGUCCUGAAAAUAAUAAUCCAGCAUUCGAUAAGAAAGAAGCAGCUGGAUUACCUAUGGAAAUGUAUGAAGAUGCUCCAGAUGAUGACCCAACAGCAAAAACAUUGAAAGAUGGGAGAAGAGUAAGAUUGAGAGAUAUGAAUGGUCAAGGUUUUAAACCAACAAUUUCAAAGAAUGAAAUGUCUGAAGAAUUUGAUAUACCUAAACUUCUUAAAUGUAAAAAAUGUGGAGGAUUAUUAACACAAGCUUGUUUCAUGAGGUGUUGUAAAAAUACUCUUUGUGAAGAAUGUUUGAAUGAAGUUCGUCAAAAAGAAACGUGUACAAUGUGUGGAAAGCAAAUAGAUAUUUCAAAAGAUAUUAUUAUUGAUAAAAAAACUCGAGAAGAAGUACAAAAAUACUUUGAUAGCAUUAAUGAAAAGAUUGGAAAACAUUUAACUGCUACAAAUGCCUUUCAAAUGAAAAAUAAAAAUUUAUCAACAAAAAACACUGAAACAAAAACAAAUCCCACAGAAGAGGAAAAUGAAUUAGCUCAUCAAAUCAAAAUCAUUGAUAUAUCUGAAUUAUUCCAAGGAAAUAAUAGAAUGGAACAACGUGGAAGAUACCAUGGUAAAGCUUUAAGUGAACUUCAUAUUGAUUGUAAUUUUAAUGGAAAAUUAAUUGGUGUUGGAGAAGAUCCUGAUGAGAUUAUUCAAAAGAGUUUUCAUCCAAAUGAAGAAGAACAUAAAAGAAGUCGAAGUCAUUCAAGAGAAAGAAAUCAACAUGAGAAAAAGAGAAGUUAAUGAUUUUUAAUAU
Molecule: messenger RNA, 1198 nt
Organism: Entamoeba histolytica HM-1:IMSS
Lineage: Eukaryota; Evosea; Mastigamoebida; Endamoebidae
Product: Retinoblatoma-binding protein 6, putative
Exons: 1
Coding region: 1-1185 (394 amino acids)
Biological process (GO): ubiquitin-dependent protein catabolic process; mRNA processing; protein ubiquitination
Cellular component (GO): nucleus
Molecular function (GO): ubiquitin protein ligase activity; zinc ion binding; nucleic acid binding
Source: RefSeq, a predicted model, not a curated record